AUGGAACCUGGCCCUGCUCUGGCCUGGCUCCUGCUCCUGAGCCUGCUGGCGGAUUGUCUGAAAGCUGCUCAGUCCCGAGAUUUCACAGUGAAAGACAUUAUCUACCUCCACCCUUCAACCACACCAUAUCCUGGUGGAUUUAAAUGUUUCACCUGUGAAAAGGCAGCAGACAAUUAUGAGUGCAACCGAUGGGCUCCAGACAUCUACUGCCCUCGAGAGACCAGAUACUGCUACACUCAGCACACAAUGGAAGUCACAGGAAACAGUAUCUCAGUCACCAAACGCUGCGUCCCGCUGGAAGAGUGCUUAUCCACUGGCUGCAGAGACUCCGAGCAUGAAGGCCACAAGGUCUGCACUUCUUGUUGUGAAGGAAAUAUCUGUAACUUGCCGCUGCCCCGAAAUGAAACUGAUGCCACAUUUGCCACGACGUCACCUAUAAAUCAGACAAACGGGCACCCAUGCUGUAUGUCAGUGAUAGUGUCCUGCUUGUGGUUGUGGUUAGGGCUCAUGUUAUAGCAGCUCAGUGGCUUCAUGUGUUAAUAGCGAUCCAUGGGGAUCUCGAUGGUCCACAGUCCUGCAUGAGUCAUUGGCCUGACAGU
Messenger RNA from Rhinopithecus roxellana (golden snub-nosed monkey), 599 nucleotides. It is a transcript of the gene LYPD6, whose product is annotated as LY6/PLAUR domain containing 6. The record is from RefSeq and is a predicted model, not a curated record. Gene Ontology annotation, biological process: positive regulation of canonical Wnt signaling pathway. Gene Ontology annotation, molecular function: acetylcholine receptor inhibitor activity. Lineage: Eukaryota; Metazoa; Chordata; Mammalia; Primates; Cercopithecidae.